Messenger RNA from Copidosoma floridanum, 824 nucleotides. RefSeq names its product SRR1-like protein. Lineage: Eukaryota; Metazoa; Arthropoda; Insecta; Hymenoptera; Encyrtidae. Gene Ontology annotation, cellular component: nucleus; cytoplasm. The record is from RefSeq and is a predicted model, not a curated record.
GGUCAUUUAGUGAAAACAAUAUCACUUCUCCAAUCAGUUAAUCAGUAGCAAUAAUUUCAGUUUCGCAGUGAUGGUCAGUACCAAUGAAUAAUGAGGAGGAAUUCAAGUUAGUUAAAUAUAAAAACCAUCGGCAAAGUAAACCUCAAUUCAAAAUAAAGACCAAACGGGAAGUAAUUGAAACUGAGUCUGUAGAUGAAAUUAUCAACAGGAUAAACACAACCACUCAGCAUUUUAAAGAGUCACCUUUUUAUCAAACUUUGCUUAGUGCAUUAAAUAAAGCAUUAGCUACUUUGAAUUUGAAUGGUGUUGCUGAAAUCAUUUGCUAUGGUCUUGGCAAUUUUUCAGAGCACCUGAGUUCAAAGUAUCAACUUGCCGCAUUGUUGUGUAUUAAAUUGGUGUAUUCUUCUAAAGUAUUGAUCUAUGAUCCACUUUUUACAAAACAUGAAAUUGAGUGUCUUGAGAAAUUAGACCUACAUGUUUUAAAAAUCAAUGAUGAAGGAAAAAGAUGCAUAAACAAUUACUCGACACUUGUUUUCAUGCCACAUUGUAACAGUUGGUCAGAACUUGAAUGCCAAACCACUGAUGCUUUGUUUCAGCUAACUGUACCUUGCAUAUACAUGUUAAAGCCAUAUGUGAGGGAAAUACAUCUAAAGAAUAAUUUUCAUUACCCAAACGCUUUCAGUGGAACUUCAUUGCAUAUUUUUACACAAGAAAAGCUGAACACCGUUGUUGAACACUUUUGGAAAUCAAAGCCAAAACUAGUAAAUUUUAACAAAGAUUCUGAUUUCAUAACAGCUAACGAGUCUGAUAAAAACGCGGGGUAA